AUGAAUAUCUUUCCACUGCAAUAUCAAAGUCUGAAAGCAGUUCUCCUAUAUAUGGAUCCAAAUGUCAGAUUUAAAAUUUCUCACCGCUUCCCCUCCAUUAGCUCAACAGAAAAAGUUGUGCCUCUGCGAAUCGAAGAAUUAGAUCUGGGAGAUUUAACCACGACAGUAAACCAAACUACAUACAAAUUAGGGAUCUAUCGAAAAUACAAAAAAGGAGAAAAAAUCACUUUUAGAACUCAGAGGUACAAUGAGUUCGGAGGAUUUCCUCGCGAUUUCGAUCGAUUUGGAUUCGAAAUAUUCCCUGGGCACAAUGUGUUGAAUCCUGGAGACGUUUCACUGCCAUGCCCAUAUAAUCUCGUGAGUCAAGAGGAACGGGACACAGUACAAAUUGAACGGAUGCAUCGAACUCGUUUAAAGUUUUAUCAAGAUGUUCUAGAAACUCGUUUGGGAUCAGAAGAUGUAGAGAUUUCUGACGGAGAGGGUGAAGACACAAUCUUGGAGCAUUAUUAUAUGAGCCUGCCUAUUAAUGAACUGGAGAGACAUAUCGGAGAGAUACAAGAGGAUCUUCAGCCGUUUGAAUGCCGUCGGUUCAACCUGAAACCACCAUUUGUAUGUUACAUUAUGUUUACAAUAACUUCAAAGAGUCACAAAAAAUCCUACCGGAUACCAUACAAUAUGAAGUUACAUGAAGCCAUGAAGGCCUUGAACAGCUUCUUAUUUGGAGGAAGACGUCAAUCAAUUCAAGUCCAAAAGUUACAGUUUGCUAUCAAUGAAACUAUUCUGAGACUGCCAAUUGGUUUCAAAAUUAAAUUAGAACAACUCAAAAGAUUAAAUAAUUUGUCAAUGCGACACGAUGCUAUACUUUCAAUGCUUGAUAAGAAAUCCUUCCCGUUGAAGAGUGUCAGCUUCUUUGCUGACGACGAACCAGAUUUUCAAUUUUCGGAUAUGGGGAAAACAAAGAGUUUUACAGCGAUAGAUGUUAACCCAGAGAUUGACUUAUUUUCUAUUCUGAAGACACUUCCCAACCAACGUGUCAACUUGAGUGUUUACGAUUUAGAUUUUGAAAUCGGGGAGUAUCUUGGUCUAGUUCAGAAUUGGAUAGAAAAUGAACGACCGAUAGGAACCUGCUAUUCGUUCGGAAUAGUAGAAGAGGACACCGCACGUCAAAUAUUGAAACUAGUCAAGACACAUGUGGAGGGAGCAAAAAGAAGCAAAAGAUGUGUCUCAAUUCCUAUCAGAAAUUCUGCAAGAUUGGAGCUGUAUUACAUUCCAAUGGAAUCUCUGAAUGACUCGGAACAAGAGGAAUUUAUGUGGUUUUAUGAUUGGGUUCUGAAGAUGAGAAUUGUUCGUUUUUAA
Molecule: messenger RNA, 1356 nt
Organism: Caenorhabditis remanei
Lineage: Eukaryota; Metazoa; Nematoda; Chromadorea; Rhabditida; Rhabditidae
Exons: 3
Coding region: 1-1356 (451 amino acids)
Source: RefSeq, a predicted model, not a curated record